Messenger RNA from Galendromus occidentalis (western predatory mite), 888 nucleotides. Its product is annotated as serine/threonine-protein kinase D6PKL2-like. Lineage: Eukaryota; Metazoa; Arthropoda; Arachnida; Mesostigmata; Phytoseiidae. The record is from RefSeq and is a predicted model, not a curated record. Gene Ontology annotation, biological process: protein phosphorylation. Gene Ontology annotation, molecular function: ATP binding; protein kinase activity. The transcript has a single exon. Bases 1 to 888 code for a protein of 295 amino acids.
AUGUCUCAUUCGGGCAAGCUGUCAGUUCUGAAGUGUAAUGAGAGACGAACGAGAAAACGUGCUGCGAAGAACAUACGGCUGAGGCGUGAACUGAAUGUUUGGAAAGCAUUGUCCAGCCACCCAAAUGUGACGAAUCUCUACGCGAGCUUCGAGACUGAAAGAUAUCUAUGCUACGUGGUGCAAUAUGUACCCUUCCGAUCCCUCGAUGAUCUGAUUCGUCAUGGAGUCACCUUCGAGCGUCGAGCUUUGAAGAAAGUAUUCGCUGAGCUGGCGUCGGUUCUUCACACGAUGCAUGCCGUUGGAAUCAUGCACAGAGAGAUAACCUGUUCGAACGUACUCCUGUCUAGAGGACACAGCUGCUUGCUAGGUGAUUUCAGUUCGAGUGCUGUCGCGACUCUUCGCAGGCGGCGAACCGGUUCCCUGGCCUUUAUGGCUCCGGAGAUGCUUGCCCGAAGGAGCUAUAACAAAGCCGCUGAUUGGUGGUCGUACGGAAUAGUUUUAUACGCGAUAAAUCACAAAUUCACGCCCCUGGCUAUGCAUCUGAGAAACAAUGGAGUCGACCUGGAGGAUCUCAGCGAAGGAGACAGGCAUCGAUUGGCAGCCAAUGUCAAAGUUCGUGUCGACGCUGGCUUGGCCAUGGCAACGAAGAGCUUCAUCACGGAGUUACUACAAGAGGAGCCCGAGAGCAGAUUGGGUGCCCGUCACGGCGAUUUCGAUCUUCUGCGCAAUCAUCCAUUCUUCAUUGGCUACGAUUGGCAUCAUCUGAUCGCGGCUGAAUCAGAAAUUAUCGCAUCCCCUACAACUUCUUCACUACUUGGAGACUGUUCGGACUCAUCCGCGCUGUCUGGGCGCGAUCAUUCCAACGGUCAGACAGCCACGCAAGAUUAA